Molecule: messenger RNA, 2094 nt
Organism: Aspergillus saccharolyticus JOP 1030-1
Lineage: Eukaryota; Fungi; Ascomycota; Eurotiomycetes; Eurotiales; Aspergillaceae
Exons: 2
Coding region: 107-1849 (580 amino acids)
Source: RefSeq, a predicted model, not a curated record
CCUCUUUUCCUCGACAACUCAGGAUUGUGCUACAGCGACACACAAGAAUAGUAGCUUCCUGGCGUGGGUGCCACACCCCCUCCCAUCCCCUUACUUCUCUCACAUAAUGUCCGCCACCAUGGAUCUCUCUCGACUUACUCGACCCGCGAUCUUGUGUCAGUGCUCGCGAUGCUCCAGCUCCCUCGCCGCCCUGGAGAACGAGUGGGCGAAGCUGUCAAACUCCUACUCCAUAGCGGCGGGGUGGCUAAGCGUCGAGCUGCAUCGCAUUUCUAUAUCAUCAGAGAAGAAGCAAAUACCUCAAACGUCAGAGUUAAGUAAACUGCGGGGUCGCAUUCUACAGGAGGUCUCAUGCAAGCUUUGCCAGCAGAAGCUGGGAGCGCUGUGCGCGCUUGACAACGGCCCCAACAUCUUCUGGAAACUUUCGAAAGUAUCAUUCAGAGAGAUCGUUACAAUGCGUACUGUCGAACCUUCUUUCAAGGAUGGAGCUCUCGAACGCCUGAUAUUCCCCCCGCAAGAACAGCGACGAGAUCAGGCCUCAAAUCAGCCAGGCGCUUUGGUACCGACCGGGUCGACGGAGCUGGACACGCAUGGCAUUUCGGUAGAACAACAGAUUCAACACCAAGGUCUCAGCCUUGAUCAUAUCUCUAGUUCGGUCAGCAACCUUCACGAUACCAUGUUCGAGUUGAAACACGCAUUUACUGCUCUGCGCAUCGAGCUGAACGGUCCGGGUCGAUUUGCACCGGAUAUGAACAACCCGGCGAGCAAGGAUUUGAUGAUUGCAACCGUGUUGAAGGAACUCCGGUCGAAAUCCGAGGAGAUCGAAAGACUAAAAUUGGAAAAUGAAGCGUUGAAGUUGAAGAACCGUUACGUGGAGGAACAGCACUCUGCCAGGCAACAAACACAACUACCUCCUUCACUGCCAAUAUUGACCGUUGGUGAGAUGCUACCGGAAGUGCGGAGUCCAGGGCUGUUACAUGGGAGCAGAAAGCGACCCUGGCCAGACUCGUUUCCCAGCGGUCGGACUCAACCGAUUGGGGACUCGUUUGAUGAUGAUGACGACGACGACGACGAAAGCAUUGGCGACUUUGCUCUCGAAAGCAGGACGACCAUACCACCCGUCAGAAUUCCGCUCAAGGAUCGACCCCUCCAUAACUCAGAAACCGUCCAUACGACGGAUUCGACGACACGCGAACCAAGUCCCUCGGGUUCUUCUCGAUUGCGCAUCGAAGUCAACAACUCCCGACACCAAACCCCACACUACGAUCUCACCAUGGACGCAAGCAUGGAGGCACCCACAACUUCGCAGUCAAGGGACGGGCCCAUCGUCAAACGCCUCCGGUUGGCGCAACAACCAGACAAGAGCACAUCCAGUGUGAGGAAAGCAGGGCGACCCCGCAAGUCAUUCAGCCAAUCCGCCAAACCCGACAUCUUCUCCAACCUCAAACCCGCACCCCUCACGGAACAAAACACAAACAACACCAACGGUACCAGCAAUCCCAAAGAAACGGCCCCCACCACCACUACUAGCCCGAACGACCCAGCUCAGGCCCAAGAGCCUCGACGCACACGCUCACGGAGCCUCCGGCGACGGCAAUCGGCGAACAAUCAAUUUUUUUCGGCCCCAGCACCACCACCAGCACCUCCCACCGACAAACUCAACGGCGAAACCUUCAGCCCAGCCGACCCGAACCCCCCUAGUGCCGGCAAAAUAAACCCCUCUGUUCCCAUGAGCGACGUCCAAAAAACGGGUAACAGUGAGAAGCGCAAGGCGCAGACCGCCGCGCGCGACACCAUAGUCCGACUGGCCAUGCAACGCGAAGAAGCCAUGGAAACGGAUACUUCCCGAUAAGCGUCGGUGUAGACAGAGAGAGAGACAGUAUUGUGAGGUGCCGCUUUUCUUCACCACCAAAACAAGCCUCUUUCCAGUUGUCGUAUUUUGCCCGUUUGUCGUGCAACUUGCUGCUUAAGUCAUCUCCGUUACAGGCGUUAGGGUGAAUGGAUGGUGUGGCUGGGUGGGAUCGGGAUAAAUGGAUUCGGCUGGUUAAGUGUCUAGACUGUACUGAGUAUUUCUGAUUCUAAAAAGAAAAAUUUCUC